AUGUUGUCGAGACUCGCUCGGCAGGCGAUCCGCCAUGGAUCCGGCGUCCCGGCCCCUUCCAGGAACAUUCAGCCAAAGUACACGCAGCUCUUCAUCAACAACGAGUUCGUGAACGCGAAGAGCGGCAAAUCGUUCGAGACCCACGACCCGGCCACCGGCAAGAAGAUCGCUGAUGUCGCCGAGGGAGAUCGCGCCGAUGUUGAUGCCGCCGUGAAGGCCGCCCAGCAAGCCUUCCGCCUCGGCUCGCCAUGGCGCCGGAUGGACGCCGCCCAGCGCGGGGUGCUGCUCAACCGCCUGGCCGACCUGAUGGAGCGCGAUCGCCAGAUUUUGGCUUCCCUGGAGACGCUCGACAACGGCAAGCCGUACUCCGUCUCGUACGCCGCUGACUUGGGGUUGUCUAUUGCUUGCAUGAGAUACUACGCCGGAUGGGCCGACAAGAACCACGGAAAGACGAUCCCGAUCGCCGGCGACCAUUUCACCUACACGCGCCAUGAGCCCGUUGGCGUUUGCGGUCAGAUUAUCCCGUGGAACUUCCCACUUCUGAUGCAGGCGUGGAAACUGGGCCCAGCUUUGGCCAUGGGCAACACUGUCGUGAUGAAGGUGGCUGAACAGACGCCGCUUUCUGCCCUGCACGUCGCUUCUUUGAUUCGUGAGGCCGGUUUCCCAGAGGGCGUCGUCAACAUCCUGUCCGGCUUCGGGCCGACGGCCGGAGCAGCCGUGGCACAGCAUAUGGGCAUUGACAAGCUGGCCUUCACCGGAUCCACCGAAAUUGGACGCCUGGUGAUGAAGGAGGCGGCGAACAGCAACAUCAAGAAGGUCACGCUCGAACUGGGCGGAAAGUCGCCGAACAUCAUCUUCGCCGACGCCAACCUCGACGAGGCUGUUCAACAGGCCCACCACGGGCUCUUCUUCAACCAGGGCCAGUGCUGCUGCGCCGGAAGUCGCACUUUUGUUGAGGGCAAGGUCUACGACGAGUUUGUGGCGCGCAGCAAGGAGCUGGCGCAGAAGCGCGUCGUCGGCGACCCGUUCGACCUCAAGACCGACCAGGGCCCGCAGAUUGACGGCAACCAGGUCAACACCAUCCUCAAGUUCAUCGAGGCCGGCAAGCGCGAGGGAGCGCAAUUGGUGACCGGCGGCAAGAAGUUCGGCGACAAGGGCCACUACGUCGAGCCCACCAUUUUCGCCAACGUCAAGGACGACAUGACGAUCGCGCAGGAGGAGAUUUUCGGCCCGGUCAUGUCGGUGAUCCGAUUCGACUCGAUGGAGGAUCUCGUCGAGAAGGCCAACAACACCAUCUAUGGACUCGCCGCCGCCGUCAUGACCAAGGACAUCGAUCGCGCCCUCUACGUUGCCAACAACAUUCGCGCCGGGUCUGUGUGGGUCAACUGCUACGACGUGUUUGACGCGGCGGCUCCAUUCGGCGGUUACAAGCAGUCUGGUAUCGGCCGCGAGUUGGGCGAGUACGGGCUCGAGGCGUACACCGAGGUCAAGACCGUCACGAUCAAGGUGCCGCAGAAGAACUCG
Mesorhabditis spiculigera is the source of this 1524-nucleotide messenger RNA. NCBI's taxonomy places the organism in Eukaryota, Metazoa, Nematoda, Chromadorea, Rhabditida, Rhabditidae. The record is from the annotation of a GenBank genome assembly.